UAACAUGAUUAGUCAAUUUGUUAUAUAUGAGGGCUUAAAAACUCUUUGCAGAUCUGACUUUGACUUUUCAUAAUAUAUAUUUUGCAAUCGAGUAUUUGGCUUUGCUUGGUAACAUAAGCUCAUUGCUACAAUGACCAUCAUCUCAUGUAUAUUUCGUAAUAUUCUCGUCGCAAUUUUAAUCUUAUCUGGCUCUUGUUAUUGCGAUAAAGCCGGACAUUAUACAUUUAUGAAAGAUGCAACAUUGGCACCAAAGCAUGCUCGUUUCGACUACAUAAUCAUCGGUGGAGGAACCGCAGGUUGUGCAUUAGCCGCAACACUCUCUCAAAACGCCAGCGUUUUGGUUCUAGAACGCGGUGGCUCGCCCUAUGACAAUCCCACGGCCAGUGAUAUUGGCAACUUCGCCAACACACUCUUUAACAACACACCGAACUCAUGGUCGCAGCAUUUCAUCUCCGAGGACGGCGUUUACAACACACGGCCACGUGUCCUCGGUGGAGGCUCGGUAAUAAACGGUGGAUUCUACACGCGUGCGGGCGAUGAUUACGUGGAUGAAGCUGAGUGGGAGAUGGAGGAAGUGGAAGCUUCUUACCAGUGGGUCGAGAAGAAACUUGUGUUCAAGCCACAAGUAAUGGGAUGGCAAUCGGCGUUCAAAGAUGGGCUUUUGGAGGCUGGAGAGUUUCCGGACAAUGGUUUCACGUACGAUCAUAUCUACGGGACUAAGAUCGGUGGUACGAUCUUUGACCAUGCCGGUCAUAGACAUACCGCGGCCAAUUUGUUAGAGUAUGCUGAUCCGGAGGCGAUUGUUGUUUACUUGCAUGCUUAUGUUCACAAGAUCCUCUUCACCACCAAAGGUAGCCAGAAACCAAAAGCAUACGAAGUGAUAUUUGAGGACGCAAAUGGAAUGUUCCACAAGGCAGAGCUAGCAAAUAACGCAAUGAACGAAGUGAUCUUGUCUGCUGGAGCAAUGGGUAGCCCGCAACUGUUGAUGCUAAGUGGCGUAGGUCCUGCAGCCCAUCUUGCGGCUCACGGCGUGAAUCCACUCGUCCUAGAUCACCCUAUGGUUGGGCAUGAGAUCGCUGAUAAUCCCAUGAACGUUGUAUUCAUCCCUUCUCCUCAACCAGUAGAAGUGUCCCUCAUACAAACUGUUGGGAUCACAAAGUUUGAUAGUUACAUUGAAGGUGGAAGUGGCUUGAGUCUCUCUUUUGACUUGACCCGUAGGUUUUUCGAUGGUGUUUUGAAUCUUUUUAAGUCUAGGAAUAUCCUGACCCACUCUAUUGAAGUCCUUUUGAAAUCUUUGGAUCUUGGAUUGGACGUAAUGAUUAAUGGGGGUUUGAUCGUUCAAAAAAUCGAUGGACCGGCCUCAAAAGGACACAUGGAGCUCCGGAACACGGACCCAAGGGAUAACCCUUCAGUGACAUUCAACUACUAUCAAGAACCUGAGGAUUUGAACAAGUGUGUUAAAGGGCUUAACACCGUUAUUCAGACGAUAAAUUCUAAAGCCUUCUCCAAGUACAAGUACCCAGGUGUGACCGCACGUGAGCUGCUCAAUCUCAUGUUGGGCCUUCCCAUCAAUCUGAGGACAAGGCACGUGACCUCAACGUUCAACUUGACGCAGUUUUGCAUCGACACUGUGAUGAGUAUUUGGCAUUACCAUGGAGGUUGCCAAGUUGGAAGAGUGGUUGACAAGAAUUACAAAGUCAUAGGCAUAGAUUCCUUAAGGGUAAUCGAUGGAUCCACAUUUCUGAAGUCUCCAGGGACUAAUCCCCAAGCCACGGUCAUGAUGCUUGGAAGGUAAGCAUACAGACCAAAUGAUCACAAAAUCAAUGAAUAAGAUAUGCUUUUUGAAGAAAAAUGAUUGUUAAAGUUCUAUGUGUAGGUACAUAGGGCAGAAAAUUCUUCGGGAAAGGGCGGUUAUCCACGAAAAGUAGCAAAAAGCCUAAGGUUAAAUAUAAUUGUUGUGACUAAACUUAAAUUCAUACCCUUUUUUAUUGAUUAGUACAUUGCAUUACAACAACUAAAAAGGGAAAGAGUAAGAGAGUAGACGAAAGUUCUCGUAUCUAUAACCAAAAAGACGACAUUUUAAACCACAAAUCCUAUUAGGAUGCUUAACUAAAGAUUGAAAUAGCGUAUAAUCUCGAAGAGAGAAAAUAACAAAGCGGAUAAGGAAGAAAUCCCAAAAGAAUACAAAGGAAAGACGGGCACUUUACUUACCACGCUGCAUUAGUUUUGUCUUGUAGAAGAUGUGAAGUUAUUUACAAAGAACGAGAGUGGUUAUUGAUGUUGAUUAUUGAUUUAUCUUCUGAACUCAAAUAUUUCUUAUUUAGUAUUUUCGAGAAAGAAUUUUUUAUCUUUUAAUAUAAUCUC
Arabidopsis lyrata subsp. lyrata is the source of this 2364-nucleotide messenger RNA. RefSeq names its product protein HOTHEAD. The transcript is spliced from 4 exons. The coding region runs from base 131 to 1795 and encodes 554 amino acids. The record is from RefSeq and is a predicted model, not a curated record. Lineage: Eukaryota; Viridiplantae; Streptophyta; Magnoliopsida; Brassicales; Brassicaceae. Gene Ontology annotation, molecular function: oxidoreductase activity, acting on CH-OH group of donors; flavin adenine dinucleotide binding.